This is a messenger RNA of Leishmania braziliensis MHOM/BR/75/M2904, 255 nucleotides long. RefSeq lists its product as hypothetical. The record is from RefSeq and is a predicted model, not a curated record. Gene Ontology annotation, biological process: mRNA splicing, via spliceosome. The transcript has a single exon. Gene Ontology annotation, cellular component: precatalytic spliceosome; U2 snRNP. The coding region runs from base 1 to 255 and encodes 84 amino acids. NCBI's taxonomy places the organism in Eukaryota, Euglenozoa, Kinetoplastea, Trypanosomatida, Trypanosomatidae.
AUGGGUGACCCCUUUGUGCGACCGGGACUGGAGUACGCUCCGCAUGUGGAGCAGGUUUUGCUGAAGCAUGAGGGAACCAUGACGCUGGAGACCACCAAGGAUGACUGGAUGCGGUACCAGCACCGCGACACACUUGCGGCUAUUAUCGAGCACCGCGACCAGAUCGAGUACCUGUGUAUUGCAGAGAACUUGCCGCCUGCCAAGAUGGAGAGGAUUUUGCUAGAGCGCAUGGUGGACCCUAUCGCAAAGCGCUGA